CACACACACACACACACACACACACACACACACGGACGGCGAGAAGCGUGAGGAGAAGGAGAAGGGUGAACGUGGUGUUCCUUCAUCGCCGCAGUGUAUUUAGUGUAAAAGCUCAGGGUAGAUCAGUGUAAAGAGAAGCUCCGAGAUCGCUUCAGGAUGAAUGAGGCAGAAGGACUGCGCUUCAGGAAGCUCAACAGACCUCAGAUCCUAACAGACGAAUCACAUGAACCUCAGUAUAAAAGCACGAGCACGUACAGCGGGAAGGUGUUCCGGGUCACUCUGCUGUCUCUGGCUGUCUUCCUGAUUCUCCCAGUCCUGGUGGUCACUUUUCUCUUGGAGUCCCCGAUUCAGCCUGAAGCAUUCAGUCUCAGUGAACCACCGCUCUUGACUGGCUGCUUUGAACCCAACCUAAAGCUCAGACAGGCAGAGAGACUGUUUGAGGAUCAGCUCGUUGGGCCUGAAUCCAUCACUGAUAUUGGAGAUAUUCUGUACACUGGAACAGCAGAUGGAAAAAUUGUAAAAAUUGACGGGAAGAAAAUCAGUGUUGUUGCAACUCUGGGCAAGCCUCCAUGUGGGUCUCCUGAGCACGAGCCUGUUUGUGGACGGCCCCUUGGAAUCAAAGCAGGACCAAAUGGCACCUUGUUUGUGGCUGAUGCCUACCUGGGCCUUUUUGAGGUUAAUCCUGUCACAGGUGAGAGUACACAGCUAGUGAGCACCAAGAAGACGAUCGGUGGUCGCCGUCUCUCAUUUGUCAACGACCUGGAUGUGACACAGGAUGGGAAGAAGGUGUAUUUCACAGACUCCAGCAGCAGGUGGCAGCGUCGGGAUUUCAUGAAACUCAUCAUGGAGGCCACAGCAGAUGGUCGAGUUCUCGAGUACGACACUGAGACUAAAGAGGUUGGCGUCAUGAUGGACAACUUGCGCUUCCCUAACGGUAUUCUACUCCUUCCCGACGAAGAGUCUGUUCUUGUUGCUGAAACUACGAUGGCAAGAAUAAGGAGGAUUCAUGUGUCUGGUCUCAAUAAGGGUGGAAUGGACACUUUUAUUGAAAACCUGCCUGGCUUUCCUGACAACAUACGUCGCAGCUCUUCUGGUGGUUACUGGGUGGCCAUGUCUGCCAUUCGACAGAACCCUGGCUUCUCCAUGCUCGAUUUCCUGUCCCAAAGACCCUGGAUUAAGAAUAUCAUAUUUAAGCUCUUCAGCCAGGAAACACUAAUGAAGUUUGUGCCACGGUACAGUCUGGUGGUGGAGCUGAAGGAUGGAGGAACAUGUGUGCGGAGUUUCCAUGACCCUCAUGGCACUGUGGCGGCCUACAUCAGCGAGGCCCAUGAGCACAACGGCCACCUUUACCUUGGCUCUUUCCGCUCCCCUUACCUGUGUAAACUGGACUUGAGCAAAGUGUAAAAACAGUCCUACAGGAAAACAAGACUAUAGCUCACAGGCAUUUCCUGUGGCUUCGUUAUCAGUCAUGUAACAUUUCCUCAAGAAACAACAAACCUAUUUUUUUGUACCCCAUAAUAUCUCCCAUAAUAAGUAAGAAACCCAAGUCCUCCAUAUCCAUUCCUGCAUUAAUGUCAUUCAGCUUCGACUUCUGUUUAGGUUUUUGUUCUGUUGAGCCAUAUGACUUUGUAUUUGAAUCCCCCCUUCUCUUUAGAGUGAUGUUUCUAUAUAGGCAUGCCUGCAGAUGUCAGCUUGCUUUAUUUAAAGGAUAAAUGACAAGUAUCUAUAUUUGUUUUGCUCCUACAAAUGGAGGUGCAUAAUGUUUGGACUCUGAUUUUGUUUAAUUUGCACUGAACUGUCAACUGAUCCUUAAAAUAAAGCUGCUGAUUUACUUGAAAAUUUGCAACAGAAAUAUCAGUGCAGACGAGAACUUUAUACCUUCUAUUUGCAGGACUGAACACCUACUCUGGUAUGACGAAACAGUAUUUUACGACUCUGUCUCUUUACCUUGAAACAUUUACAUUAGUUGAGUCUCUGAGCUUCCAUUUGCAAAGAUCAUUUCAGCACUGAAGAGAGUGGCAAUUAGCAAUAAUUUCCUAGUGAAUGCUUGUGCCUGUUUGUGAAUUGUGGCAUCUGUCUGUGGUUGCCAUCAUAGCAGCUACUGUAUAGUGCGUACAAUAAAUAAAUUAAUGAAAGGAAGAAUGAAUAAAUAAAUAAAUGCA
This is a messenger RNA of Silurus meridionalis, 2162 nucleotides long. RefSeq names its product adipocyte plasma membrane associated protein (gene apmap). Gene Ontology annotation, molecular function: strictosidine synthase activity. The transcript is spliced from 9 exons. NCBI's taxonomy places the organism in Eukaryota, Metazoa, Chordata, Actinopteri, Siluriformes, Siluridae. Gene Ontology annotation, biological process: biosynthetic process. Bases 157 to 1404 code for a protein of 415 amino acids. The record is from RefSeq and is a predicted model, not a curated record.